GAUCGGGAAAAGCGUAGUUUUAGCGGAAAGUAGCUUCGACUCACACGAAAAAAGCGUAGACGACGGCGUUAAUUUCUCCGGUAAUCAUGGAAACAGAGGGGGGAAAUCAACAGGAUCAGGGAAGCGAAGACCUUGAGCUGCUUUGGUGUAUCGACUGCGAGAAGUGCCACGGUCCAGAAUGUCCCCUCCAGCAAGGCAGCGCACCCAUCCUGAUCAGCGACACCCCAACUAUCUCCCGUGCCGUCGCUUCGCUACCGGGGAUCUUGGAUCUUCGCACCAUUAGCGGCACGAGGCAGGUCAUUGCCAACGACAGCAUAGCCCGGAAGACAGUGUUUGGUCCACUAGAGGCCCUGGAGACUAGCUGCGAUGGGCAAGACGAGGGAUUUGUCCUGAAGGUUUUCAAGAAAGAUGGUGCUGUGGUCAAGCUGGACACAUCGGACGAGCAGCGGUGCAACUGGAUGACCCUUGUCACCGCGGCCACCACCACAGCCAACCAGAAUCUGAUCGUCUACCCGUUCCAGGGUGCCCUGUACUUCACUGUCAUCAAGGACAUACGAACUGGGGAGGUCUUGCGAGUCUGGUAUGCCCCCAACUAUGCCGCCAAGCUGGGACAGCCGCUACUGAAUGAUACAUGUACUUCAAAACCUUUGGAUGAGACUCCAACAGCAGGUGCAUCAUCUGCUGAAGACACCGGUGUGAAUGCACUCUCUGAUAUCAGCACAACCUUGUCCUCCACUGAUGCAUCAACACUCGUCAGCAAAUCAGCAAUAGCAUCUGCAGGGGCGGAGGAUACGUCCAUUUCAACACCCUGGAGAGCCCAGCGUAGGAUAGUCACGCGAUCAAACGCCCGGGCCCAGUUGGCAUCAGGCUCUUCCAGGAGGCGACAGAACCGAGCCAAAAAGAGGGGUCCCGUCUCAAAGAAGCCAAAAGCAAGUCGUCCUUCCAAAUCCAAAUCCGUGAAGGAUGUGGACGCUGCAGGAAAUGAUGAUGAAGAUGAUGAAGAAUUUGAUGAAGCUGAUGAAGAAAGCGAAGAAGAAGAAAUGGUACCGUUUACAACUCUCUCCAUGAGGGGUCGACCAGUCAAGCGCAAGUAUGUAGUCAGUACAUUGUUAGGUAAGGGCAAGAAGGCAAAGAUGAUCACAACGAGUAGAGUGCAGUCUCAGUCCAGUGGCGACAUCACCGGUGAGAAACAAGCCCGCAAGGUGGUGAAGAAACACUCAAGAAAUACUACCAGCUGGCGCCGAAGCGCAAAGCAGCAGGAGCAUCCAAGCCAGCCAGGCAGACGGACAGCAUCGUCGCCAAACCUCCCAAGAGAAUCCGGAAGAAUUCUCACCUGCCUGAGAAAGAGUACAGACAAAUCGAGGAACGCAUCUGGGAUGAGAGCCAGCGGUCCUGCUACAGUUGCUCGCAGGUGUUUGAUGACAGCACCCAGGUGGGAACACCUGCUGAGCGAGCACCAGCAGGAGCCCAUCCCCUGCCCUGACUGCAAGAAGUUUGUCCUCACCAGCGAACAGCUCGCGGAGCACACCGCUGCCAUCCACCGGGAACCCCCAGAUGCCUCCGUCGACGACGCGCCCACCUACAAGUGCCCCCUCUGCGACAAGCAGUUGCUGCACCGCCGCACCUUCCACAACCACCUUGAGUUCGUCCACAGCAAGACCUUUCGCUGUGACACCUGCGGCGGGCAGUUCUGGAACCGCUCCAAGUUCCUGCAGCACGUUGGGGAGCACCGGCUGCAGGGCGAGAACGUGAAUGCCGAGGAGAUGUACACCUGUGACAAGUGCAAGCGGGAGUUCACCUGCCUGUCAGGCCUGAGCAUUCACAAGGCCUUCGCACACAAGGAGAAGUCCUUCUCCUGCUCCCACUGCGACUACACCACGCGCUACGAGCUCACUCUGCAGGAGCACAUCCUGUUCAGCCACCCGGAGAACGACCUGGGCAUCCCGGAGUCGCAGAAGCUCCGCUGUGAGGUCUGCGAUGCCGUCUUCCUUCGGACUCGGACCCUCAAGCACCACAUGAUGAACCACAAGAAGCGGGAAUUCAAGUGCAACAAGUGCGACGCUGUCUACCGCCGCAAGGAGACGCUGCUCCAUCACAACUGCCUGACGGCGCGCCGCCGCACCGUGGCCCUGGACGUCGUGGACCUCACCGAGCCGACAGCGGGCACCUGCAACAUGUUCGAGUGCCAGCAGUGCAACAAGAUGUUUGCCAACCAGGCCAGCCUGAAGCACCACGCCAAGACGCACCAGGACAAGAACUACACCUGCAGCGUCUGCAACAAGGAGUUCCACAAGCGCUUCAACUUUGACCUGCACAAGUACCAACAUCUCCGCGUGGCCACCAGUGAGGAUGGCAGCCGGGAGCUGAUCCAGGUCGGAGAGGAAUCAGUGGAGAAGCAUAACUGCCACCUGUGUGAAGUUCACUUCACCAAGAUGAACCCACUUAUUCAGCAUCUCCAGAGCUACCACAGUUCGGCCAUUCCAGAAGUUUACGUCUGCACACCCUGCCAGAGGUUGUUCCUGAGCCGGGAGGAGCUCUCUGCCCACGUGGCCAACCACACCCGCAUCACCCUGCCCAAGGGCGUGACCCUGGACUCCCUCCACAGCUGCCCCAUCUGCGGGCGGGUCUUCAAGGCGGCUGGGAGCCUAACAUCGCAUAUGAGCCUGCACACGGGCGACAAGAACCACAUCUGCGAGGUGUGCGGGAAGACGUUCCGUCGGGCCGACUCACUGAAGUCACACCGCUUAGCUCGGCACGACACCAACAGCAAGAUGUACAAAUGCAAUAUUUGCGACAAGUCCUUCAAGUCUAACUGCCUGCGGGGUCACAUUCAGUUCCACACGGGCCAACGCGACUACCAGUGCCCACACUGUAACCGCACUUUCAGUCAACGGGGUAACUUCAACAGGCACGUUGUCCUGCAUGGCAAAAAAAAACAGUACAAGUGCCCCAACUGUGACCGGGUCUUCAAGCACGAGGAGUAUCUGGAACGUCACCAGCUGGUCCACGGGAGUUACGACUUCGUCUGCACCACCUGCGGGGGGAAGUUCUCCACCCAGCACUUCUUGACCAAUCACAUCCGCAAGGUCCACGAAGCUGAGGAGGCGUGCCAGUGCGAGUACUGCGGCAUGAAGUUCAAGUACCUGCAGUCCUACCGUAGCCACAUGCACCGCAAGCACCCAGAGGUCAACCGCAGUAACUACCGACCAGUCACUGAGUACUCCGCCGACGUCCAGACUUUGGAGGGCAUCGUGUCCUCGCUGAUCACGGUGAGCGAGGACACUGGGGAGGAGGGGACAACCACAGAAGUCCAGCAGAUGCAGGAGUGAGGAGAGAUUAGAGUCCAGGUUAGAGCUUUUUAGCCGAAUUCAGCUCUUUUUUUUGUGCACCUGCUGUGUACAAACGUAUUGGGAUUUAUUUCGUUUCAUCUUUUUGCUAGCUGUUUUCAACUUUAAUUUUAAGUGGCCACUCACACCCCUGUUUCAUGAAAGGUGUGCGUGAUGAACGGUUUUAAGAGUUAGCCGAGGAUCAGUUAACUAUGCUUGCUCUUGUGACGGGUGUUCAUAUCCUCAGUAGGCACACACCUUUCAAACAGCAAAAAAAUAGUUACUGGCAUGUGAUGACAAAUGGACCAGUGAGAUUAGGUCAUGAAUAUGUAUGAGGUUUUGACAGGUACACCCACCUGUCAAAACCUUUUCUCACAUUGCAUCCUUUGAACUAUUUGCAAUAUUUGAUUUGGCAGUUAUUGUGAUGUCAUGAAUUUUGAAUAAUUCAUCAGCCUUCCACUUUAUUAUCUAGCAGAUAUUCUGUAUUUUCAGUUGUAUGUAGGUUGUAGAGAUAAGAAUGUUAUUUUUAGUAUAUUGGAAAAAUCCAAGGCGUAACCACACAAUUGCUGGAUAAUGUUCUGUCUUUUGCUUGGCUUUGACUUGAAAUUACACAAGUCUAUGGUAGUGGCUGCGGCUAUUCCCCAUAGAGUUGUUUGUAAUUUCCAGCCACAGCCAAGUAGUUGGAACAGGGCCUGACUCAGGAAUUGUUUUAAGCACAGAAAGUAGUUGCUUUGAGAAAUGGGUACCAGCCAAAACCAAAUGCAUAUGAUUUAUACUGGCUUCCUGACUGAAUUGUGCUCAGCACGUGAAUCUGGUAAGCAGAAAUGUUUGAAGAGCAGUUUCUCACCUCAGCAGAAUAAAAAAUAACCUCAAAAUAUGCAUGCAUGCAUACUUUGUUUUGCUUGACAAAGAGGGCGCCCUGUGUUUGAGUCAUCAGCUUUCAACGUGUUAGGCAGGUUUUGGGCUCAACAAACACCGGCAGAGAACCUGCAGGUGGACGUGGAUGGACACUGGCAUUUAGGCUGGUAACCCAUUCUUGCUAAAUAGAUGUUUUCUUUGCUUUGAAAUCGGCCAUAGUCCUCAGAACACCCAAAAGACCACCUCCUUUCUUAUUUGUCUGUGAUUGUAAACUUUUACUUCAUUGUUUUCCUAGAGUUAAUUUCUUACCCGUGUAAAUACUUUCCUAGGAGUUUGGCAGAGAAUGUUUGUUCAAAUACCUGUUUGUAUGGGUAGCAAUGAAAGAGAAACCAUUUUUCUGGCAAUGUGUUUUUAAGAGAUUUUUUGUAUGCCUUUUUUCCUUCAUGGAAUUGUAUGAGUGAAUUUUUUCACGAGAGGCAAAUUGUCUGAAUAAAAAUGCAAAUGAUAAAGGAGAUAUGAAUAUACUAUACACAUACUAUACACACACAGGAAUCAAGUUUUAGUUGGUAUUGAUUUAGAUGGAAUUCUUUUACUUGUACCAAUUAUGACCUUUUUCCUUUCAUCGAAUUGUCGCUGGACUGUAAAGACUUGUAUAAGUUUAAAUGAGAGACUAAGUGGGACUUCUUAUAAAAAAAAAGGAACCUUGGAAUCUUGAUAACCUUUUUUUUUCUUUAUUCUAAAAUCAAGCAAAUGAGAAUAGUUACCAAAGUCAGGAAAUGGGCCAAUGCGAGCAAGUUUCAUUCAUUCAUACUGCACAUUCCAGGGUCUGGUCGUUUAGCACCUUGACACCUGUGAAUACGAUCUUCAUUCUGAAUCAAAGUUAUGAUUUCAAGGGGAGCUGCACCACAGUUGCACUUGCGAAGAAUACAAUGGGACUAGAAAGAUUGGCCAGUUAAUCCUCAGCAUGGAUUUGUUAUGUUUUUAUUUCAAUUUUGCCCAUUCUGUUGAAAACCAAAACUGAAUACAUUAACCCUCCUAUGCUGAAG
Acanthaster planci (crown-of-thorns starfish) is the source of this 5230-nucleotide messenger RNA. RefSeq names its product PR domain zinc finger protein 15-like. The record is from RefSeq and is a predicted model, not a curated record. Gene Ontology annotation, molecular function: protein binding. NCBI's taxonomy places the organism in Eukaryota, Metazoa, Echinodermata, Asteroidea, Valvatida, Acanthasteridae.